Molecule: messenger RNA, 3181 nt
Organism: Brassica oleracea var. oleracea
Lineage: Eukaryota; Viridiplantae; Streptophyta; Magnoliopsida; Brassicales; Brassicaceae
Exons: 24
Coding region: 222-3032 (936 amino acids)
Biological process (GO): peptidoglycan biosynthetic process
Cellular component (GO): chloroplast
Molecular function (GO): ATP binding; metal ion binding; D-alanine-D-alanine ligase activity
Source: RefSeq, a predicted model, not a curated record
ACCUUUACAAUUUCGUUAAAAAAACCCAGCCCCCGUGUGGCAACGAAUGCUGUUGUUUCAGCUUCCUUAAGAGAAAUAUCUCUUUCGAGAUGGCGUCCAUGGCGAUCGGCGUGAGCUUGUCGAUGAGUAACGGCAUAGGAAGAAGAGACGACGUUGCUUGAUUAUCAGCGAAGGCACUGAAGCUGAAUCAGAAGAAGAACUCACAGAGUGAGAGUAGAAGCAUGAUUUUGGGUAUGAACAGACGCCUUGCCUCCAGAGCAAAACGAACCGUCUCGAAGUCGGUCCUCGUAGACGGAGAGGGGGAGGAGAAGGGCCAGACGAAUCUGAGAGUUGGACUCAUCUGCGGAGGACCGUCGGCUGAGCGGGGGAUUUCUCUCAAUUCAGCUCGAUCAGUUCUCGAUCACAUUCAGGGUAACGGUAUAAGCGUGAGCUGCUACUACAUAGAUGCUCAUCUCAAAUCCUUCGCAAUUUCCUCCGCUCAGCUGUACUCGAAUACUCCCGCAGAUUUUGAUUUCAAGCUCGAGAGUCUUGCACAGGGAUUCUCUUCGUUAUCAGACUUGGCUGAGCAUCUUGUUUCCGCUGUGGACAUUGUCUUCCCUGUUAUUCAUGGUCGAUUUGGUGAAGAUGGGGGCAUUCAGGAGCUGUUGGAGAGUCACAACAUUCCAUUUGUUGGGACUGGAUCCAGUGAAUGCCGUCGAGCCUUUGACAAGUAUGAAGCUUCUUUGGAGCUCAAAGAACAUGGGUUCAUGUCAGUACCAAACUACUUGGUGCGGGGAAUCGGAGUAGACGAGAGUGAAAUAGCACAAUGGUUUACAGAUAACCGGCUGGACCUUGAUGUGGGAAAAGUGGUGGUAAAACCAGCUAGAGCAGGGUCAAGCAUUGGUGUCAAGGUUGCUUUUGGCGUAAAUGAUUCAAUCAAGAAGGCUGUUGAACUUAUUCUAGAGGGAAUUGAUGAUAGGAUUGUUGUUGAGGUGUUUAUUGAAAAUGGACAUGAGUUCACUGCCAUCGUCCUGGAUGUGGGUUCUGGUUCUGAUUCCCGUCCUGUUGUGCUGUUACCCUCUGAGGUGCAACUUCAGUUCCAUGGCAGUGGUGAUCCGGAGGAAGACGCCAUCUUCGACUAUCGGAGGAAGUAUCUGCCGACACAACAGGUCACCUAUCACACUCCACCUCGUUUCCCUAUCCAUGUUAACAAAAGUAUCCGUGAAGAGGCAUCUCUUCUAUUUCAAAAACUAGGUCUUCGCGACUUUGCUCGCAUUGAUGGAUGGUAUUUGGCUCCCACUUCAAAUAUAUCACCAGCUCCAAAUGAAACGUCUAGAGGACGCAUGUCAGCGGAUAUUAUUUUCACAGACAUCAACCUGAUAAGUGGCAUGGAGCAAAAUAGCUUUCUCUUCCAGCAGGCUUCUAAGGUUGGGUUUUCUCAUUCAAACAUUUUGCGAACCAUCCUCCACCGAGCUAGCUCAAGGCUUCCGCAUCUUACUUGGCAUAAUUAUGAGUCUAAUCAUUUGCUUCGAGGUUCAACAACCCUGGAAACCUCCGGGGACGUCCAGAAAGUGUUUGUAAUGUUUGGAGGAGACACUUCAGAGCGGCAGGUCUCUGUCAUGAGCGGAACAAAUGUCUGGAUGAAUCUGCAAAGAUUUGCUGAUCUGAAAGUAACUCCCUGCUUGCUUUCCCCAUCACUUAGCAACUCAUCUAGUGAAUUUCCCGACAAAACCGAAUCUGAUUUGGACAACAGAGAAGUCUGGUUAUUACCGUACUCUGUUGUGUUAAGGCACACUGCUGAGGAAAUUCUUGCGGAGUGCUUGGAAGCAAUCGAGCCUGAUCGGGCUCGGUUUACAUCUCGGCUGCAAAAGCAAGUGAUGGAGGAUCUUAUGGAUGGUUUGAAGAAUCAGAGCUGGUUUGGAGGGUUUGAUAUAAUAGACGAACUGCCAAUUAAAUAUUCGUUGAGAGAGUGGAUCAAGCUUGCCAGUGAAGCUCAAGCAACUGUCUUCAUUGCAGUGCAUGGAGGAAUUGGGGAAGAUGGUACACUGCAAGCCUUACUGGAGGAUGAAGGAGUUGCUUACACAGGUCCAGGCGUACGAGCUUCAAGAACUUGCAUGGACAAGAUUAUUACAUCUCAGGCUAUUAGUCACCUUUCAGAGUUUGGAGUUCAUACCAUAAGUAAAGACGUGAAGAGAACAGAGGAUAUUAUGCAUGAGACCAUCUCAAACAUUUGGGAUGAAUUGAUCACCAAGCUUCGGUGUCUGACAUUCUGUGUUAAGCCAGCAAGGGAUGGAUGCUCUACUGGUGUUGCAAGAUUAUGUUCCUCUGAAGACCUUACUGUAUAUGUACAAGCUUUAAAAGAUUGUCUACCAAGGAUUCCUCCAAACACUUUGUCUAAGACACAUGGAAUGAUUGAGAUGCCAAAUACUACUCCUGAGUACUUGAUUUUUGAACCAUUUGUUGAGACCGAUGAAAUCGUAGUUUCAUCCAAGGCCAAGCAGAAGCUCUCUUGGAAAGGUACGAGGCGGUGGGUAGAGAUAACAGUGGGAGUAAUCGGAAAACGUGGGUCAAUGCGUUCACUGAAUCCGAGUCUUACUGUCAAGGAAAGUGGUGAUAUAUUAUCACUCGAGGAGAAGUUCCAAGGCGGCACUGGCAUAAACCUGACUCCACCUCCACCAACAAUCAUGAGUAAGGACGCUUUGGAAAGGUGCAAACAAGGCAUUGAGCUGAUUGCGGAAACUCUUGGUCUAGAGGGGUUUUCACGUAUAGAUGCUUUUGUGCACGUUGAAACCGGAGAGGUGCUGGUUAUAGAGGUGAACACAGUUCCUGGAAUGACUCCUUCCACUGUAUUAAUCCAACAGGUGAUAUUUUUUGCAUUAAUACAUAUCUUCAAGCCUGUAUUUGAUAAAGACUCUCAGGAUACAUUGAUACGUUUUUGUUUUGUGAUUGGAAACUUAAUAGGCAUUAGCAGAGCAGCCACCAAUGUACCCUCCUCAGUUCUUUCGCAAAUUGCUCCAUCUUGCUACACAGAGAGUUUGAGUGACUCAGUUUGAAUUUCCAUAGAGGUUUUGAUUAAAGAUUCGGUUGAAUCGAACAUGGCUAGGGCCUUGGGAGUUUUGGGACCACUAUGUAAGGUAAUAGAUAGUGUUGUUGUAAACCAAACAAAACGGUUUUUCCUUAUCAAAUCAUUUAACACGCCCCA